Ctenopharyngodon idella (grass carp) is the source of this 3602-nucleotide messenger RNA. It is a transcript of the gene st6galnac4, whose product is annotated as ST6 (alpha-N-acetyl-neuraminyl-2,3-beta-galactosyl-1,3)-N-acetylgalactosaminide alpha-2,6-sialyltransferase 4. The record is from RefSeq and is a predicted model, not a curated record. Gene Ontology annotation, molecular function: alpha-N-acetylgalactosaminide alpha-2,6-sialyltransferase activity. Bases 212 to 1069 code for a protein of 285 amino acids. The transcript has 6 exons. NCBI's taxonomy places the organism in Eukaryota, Metazoa, Chordata, Actinopteri, Cypriniformes, Xenocyprididae. Gene Ontology annotation, biological process: oligosaccharide metabolic process; ganglioside biosynthetic process.
AGCGGAACUAAAGUUACAGCAGCGUUUCCCUGUCGGAACGUAAAUAUCAGCGUGCCAAGGAAAAAUGUGAGAAGGCUAAUCUUACAGCUAAUUAUGUGGUUAUCUAUUGAUUUUCACACUCUCCAUAUAUUGAUUACCGAUUACAUUUAAGGAAAAUGAGUGUUUCCUCCCCAGUUGAGCACCUGGGUUGGAGCUUCAGCCUCAAUAGGACAUGAAAUCCCUGAAUAUUCAUUGGAUCUGCCUCCUCCUCCUCUCUGUGUGUCUGUUGCUAUGGUACAAUCAUAUGAUCAGGACUGGACUUGCCAGGAAAACAGGCCUCCGUGGUUACGUAAGGGUUCAUCCCAAGACUCGCUCAAGUUUGUAUUUGCUGGACUUCCGCUGCGGCCGCUGUGCCGUGGUGUCCAGUUCCGGGCAGAUGCUGGGCGGUGGACGGGGUCACGAGAUCGACCAGCAGGACUGUGUGAUCCGGAUGAACGCUGCGCCCACUGUGGGAUACGGGGCUGAUGUGGGGAACAGGACCAGCCUGCGUGUCGUCUCCCACACCAGCGUGCCACACCUGCUACGCCAGCAGGGAUACUUCUUCGGACCAGAGGCGGGAACUAGAUACGUCGUUUGGGGCCCUGAGAAAAACAUGAGGCAGGAUGGAAAGGGGAAAAUCUUCAAUGCACUAGUGAUGCUGGCCAAGAAGUAUCCACAUACACACAUUUACACCGUCACCAGAGAAAAGGUUCAGUACUGUGACAGUGUGUUUCAAAACGAAACAGGCAAAAACAGGAUGAAAUCCGGGGCUUUUCUCAGUACCGGGUUUUUUACGAUGAUUUUGGCUCUGGAGCUGUGUGACAGUGUUCUGGUUUACGGAAUGAUUGACGGCUCUUACUGCAGUCUCGCUAACCACUCGUCCGUGCCGUACCACUACUACGAGCCGUCCCGUCUGGAUGAGUGCCGGAUGUACCGCGUUCAUGAACAUGCGAAGAGGGGCGGCCAUCGCUUCAUCACAGAGAAAGUCAUUUACAGCCGCUGGGCCUCUCAGGGGAAACUACGGUUUGUUUACCCACCCUGGUCACCAUAGUAACAUCAGGAACCAAGUCUGGUUUUGUGUAAAGGUGUAGGUCGGUCUUCAGCAAACAUUUCUCUUCGCAAUGUAAAUACUCGUAUCAAAAAACACUGUGGUGCUUUUAGUGUGUAAAUCAGUUUGGCUUUUAAAUCAUGCUGCUUUUAUUUUUGUUUUAUGUAGUUUUAUUUUAUUCCUUCAGUGUUAAGCUUCAUUUUGCAUAGUAUUCAUAAUGAGCCUUUUGUAUUUCAGUAAUGUUUAUAUUAUUGAGACUGAGAGUGUCACAGAUGUGAAUGUCAGUUUGUCUUUUGUAUGUUAGUCUGAUCUUUGGUAAACUGAACUAGCUAAACUCAUCUGUGUGAGAGGAUCUGAAUUCAUAGUGUGAAUUCAGGAUCAGGAAUAUUCAUGAUGGCAGACAAAUGACCUUUACUUCACAGUUCACAUAAUACCUCUUUCUAUCAAAUGUAAAUAAUCGAAUUAUUUCUACAUUGCGUUGAUCAUACAUGCAGAAUCAUGAAUGAAUCUAUGCAUUGAUCUGCUUUAACAAGACUACUACUGUAGACUACUGAAGCUCAUUUAACAGUAGUCAGGAUGACUAAUAGUCAUUUAUAAAUUUAUUUUAAGUAUUAUUAAGUUAUCUAUUUAUUAGUAAGAAUCUUGCACAACACUGACACCAAUGUUUUUAUUAUAAACACUGUGAUUUCUUAAUAUUUCAUUUCAAUUCAACCAAAUUUCAGAAACUUCCCUGGUUUAAAUUUUUUAUGUUUUUCAUAUUUGUUCUGAAGAAAGAGUGAUGAAAGCAAAAAUAUUAAUUGCCAUGCCAUUAAAUGACAGUUUUGCAGCCAAAUUACAGGGGGUAAAAUGAUUUUAGAGUGAUGGCAGCAUCAUGAUUUUAUUUUUACACAUAGAUUGGAAUUAUUAGUGAAAUGUCUUUAGCAAAAUUUGUUGCAUUUUAUGCCAUUUUUGACAGUUCAAAAAUGUUUGUAUGCGUUUAACUCGGAAUUGCGAGUUAUAAAGUCAGAAUUGUGAGAUAUAAAGUCGGAAUUGCAAGUUAUAAAGUCGGAAUUGCGAGUUAUAAAGUCGGAAUUGCGAGAUAUAAAGUCGGAAUUGCGAGUUAUAAAGUCGGAAUUGCGAGAUAUAAAGUCGGAAUUGCGAGUUAUAAAGUCGGAAUUGCGAGUUAUAAAGUCGGAAUUGCGUGAUAUAAAGUCAGAAUUGCGAGUUAUAAAGUCAGAAUUGCGUGUUAUAAAGUAGGAAUUGUGUGUUAUAAAGUCGGAAUUGCGAGUUAUAAAGUCUGAAUUGUGAUAUAAAGUCGAAUUGUGUGAUAUAAAGUCAGAAUUGCGUGUUAUAAAGUCAGAAUUGCGUGUUAUAAAGUAGGAAUUGUGUGUUAUAAAGUCGGAAUUGCGAGUUAUAAAGUCUGAAUUGUGAUAUAAAGUCGAAUUGUGUGAUAUAAAGUCAGAAUUGCGUGUUAUAAAGUAGGAAUUGUGUGUUAUAAAGUCGGAAUUGUGAGAUAUAAAGUCAGAAUUGAGCUCGUUCUAAACUUGCAAUUCUGAGAAAAAACGUCAGUCUUUUUUCCCUCACAAUUGGAUGUUAUAACACGCAAUUGCGAAUUUAUACCUCACAAUUCUAACUUUAUAACUUGCAAUUCUGACUUUAUAUUGCAAUUCUGAGAAGAAAAGUCAGAACUGUGAGAUAAAAAGUUGCAAUUACCUUUUUUAUUUUUUAUUUCAAGGCGAAAACAAGCUUCCAUAGGUUUAGGGGUAGGGUUAGUGUAAGGCAAUAGAAUAUACAGUUUGUACAGUAUAAAAACCAUUAUGCCUAUGGAGUGUCCCCAUAAACCACAUAUACGUGUGUGUGUGUGUGUGUGUGUGUGUGUUCAUAGGGAAUGUGCUUGUUCAGCCACUAAAAUGUUGAUUUUUCCUGAACAUCAGCUGUUAUGGCGGCUGUAUGUACAGGUAGGUUCAUCUCUGUGUGCAUAAAUACUGUCUGCAAGUCAUUUCAACUAUUUUAUCAUUUGCCACGAUCACAACACUAACCCAAUUGUGUUUAUCUCAAUUUUUAUUUUCUGUAAAGCUGAAAGAAAAGGUUACCAUGUUUUUAUGAUUAUAUAAGUUUAUUUUUGUAUUUAGUCAAAGUUGAAAGUUGCAAAAUGUUACUGCGGAUCCAUAUGGUACUAUUUUCAGUAUUCCAGUACUGCAUGCGUAUGUUCUCUGAAGACUGUCCUUAGUGCUUGUCUUAUCAAUGUUUAUCUAUUUCAUGUAUUAACCACAGAGAAUAUAACUGUAUGAUUUGUAAAUUAUUAUAUAACAAGGUCAUAUUAUGAAUUAAUAUCAUAAAAUGAUAUUGAGUUUACUGUGUAUUUUUUUUUACGUUGUCAUUUUUUUCUACUACAUUACUCUUUUUAAAUUUAAGAGAUUCUUGCACACAGGAGUUUCAGCUAUUUAUAUGUGAUUCAGCUGAAGUCAUUCUGUGAUGAAUCAGGCUAAAGUUUAGGUUUGUCUUGAUAUAUAUCUGACAUUUACAUUUGCAGUUAUUAAACUAUUCAGUAUUGUGA